This is a messenger RNA of Colias croceus (clouded yellow), 1873 nucleotides long. RefSeq names its product 20-hydroxyecdysone protein (gene ImpE2). NCBI's taxonomy places the organism in Eukaryota, Metazoa, Arthropoda, Insecta, Lepidoptera, Pieridae. The record is from RefSeq and is a predicted model, not a curated record. The transcript has 2 exons. The coding region runs from base 27 to 1787 and encodes 586 amino acids.
GCCUCGCCGCUCAGAGUCCGUCCGACAUGAGGCUGUUCGCGCUGCUCGCUACAUGCGUGCUCUACGCACACGCCGCCACCAUCAGCGCGCCGCCGAAAAAAAUCGAUGACCUCGAUGACGUCGACCUAGACAACGUAGUCAGUGAACCCGAACUCAUCAACCCCUUCAACUCGAUCAAAGACGUCGACAAUAACCUCCGAAACUCCCUGGGCAUUCCCGUGAAAGUUAUCGAAGAACCCGCGAAGAAAUUGGACGAAAACUCCAACGAUUAUGUGCCCAAUAAUGAUGACAGCAUCAAUUUGAAGCGAGCGCCGAUCGAUCUCAGGAAUCCCGGCCCUCCGCAGCGCCAGGAACACGAGACCCAGAAUCCUGAACAUUACAGCGAUGCUCAGAAAGCAAUAUUCGCCAUUAAACAAACGAUCGACGACACCCAGAACGUUUUUACUCAGGGCUUAAAAGGAAUUUCUGAAGGUUUCAAUAAAUUGUUCGCUAAUAACGAACAAUUAUCCACAAUCCAGCAAAACAUUCUGACUUUAAGGAGCACAUUUAGCGAACAAGUAUCAAAAUUAAACAACACCAUUAAAUCUUACAUCAAGCCCGAGAAAGAAGAGGAAUCUGCAAAAGAAAUAAAUGCAGUACAAAAUCGCCUUAGAUUAUUAGAGAAUAAUUUUGAAACUGGUGUUAAUACUUUAUCGGAAGGAGUUGAACUUCUUGCCAUUAUAAAAGAAGAAGAUGAUGCGGCAGCAGCAAAAGCUGAGGGUGAUGCAGUAGCAGCUACGGGAACCACAAGUGCUCCGACAAGUACAACUCAAGCUCCCGUAGGUCCAGUGUUGCAAUUUUUGUACAACUUCCAGCAAGGUAUUUUAGGAUCCCUUUCCAAUGUUAAUAAUGCUGUUCAAAACUAUUGGAAUCAAGGACAGAACCAACAAAACCAACAACCGCCACAGAAUGAUCAAGCACAACAAGCACAGCCUACUAAUAAUCAAGGUAGCUUUAUUGGUAAUCUCUUUCAAGGUAUCCAAUUACCUUUUACCGGUCAACAAAAUCAGCAACCUGCUCAACAAGGCCAAAACCAAGAAAAGCCUCCCGGUGCGGCUGCCGAUGAACCCGCACAGACAGGAUGGAGGCCUCCCAACAUUAUCCAAUCAAUUCAAAAUUCCUGGAACAACUUAGUGAACCCCAAUCAGAACCAGCCACAAGCUGAUACGCCAAACAACCCAAAUCCCAUACAACAAGCGUUCAACAACAUCGCUAAUGUAUUUAACAGACCGCCAAACCAGACGCCUCAAAAUGCGGGCCAAGCCGUUCCUCCCGCGUCAGGGAAUAGCGUCCCUGCUGCUGUUAAUACUGCUGAAAAGCCAGCUGAUCAGCUGCAAGGAGUGAACGCUGUUCCUCCCAAACAAGAGUCUGUUCCAGCGGAAGCAGCUCAAGUGCAGCCAGAAAAAGUACAAGAUCAAGCGCAGCCAGAAAAAGUACCAGUUCAAGAGCCAACGAAGCAGACUGGACCUAUUCAACAAUUGGUUCAAAACAACCCCAUUAUCAAGGGACUGCAGACAGUGGCCCAAAGAAUAUCAAACCCAGAAAGGCCGAGAGAUACCGUGAAAGAAAAUACUGACGGCAAAGGUCAUGGUGGAUGGGGUCAUGAUGGCGAUAAUUCAGACGGCAGCAGGAUAAAGUCUGUUGCACCAGAAAAGGAAAUUAUUGAAGAAAAACCAGUAGAAUGUAACAAGAUGAAGGAAACGGUCAAGGAGAAAGAAAUCUCUUCAGAGCCCGCCAAGACUGAGUAGGACUUAGUAUAGAUAAUUUAUUUUAAUUUAGUCUGUGUAAAUAAAACGUGAUGCAUUUGAGUGAAAUAAAAAUGCAUUCAUUUUAA